Messenger RNA from Prunus persica (peach), 2903 nucleotides. RefSeq names its product F-box/kelch-repeat protein At3g06240. Gene Ontology annotation, molecular function: protein binding. The coding region runs from base 979 to 2148 and encodes 389 amino acids. The record is from RefSeq and is a predicted model, not a curated record. NCBI's taxonomy places the organism in Eukaryota, Viridiplantae, Streptophyta, Magnoliopsida, Rosales, Rosaceae. The transcript is spliced from 4 exons.
CAAUCAGGUAUCGAACUUAAAUACGUAUCAAGUUCGAUUUUCCUUUUCUUUUCUUUUUUUUGGUGAAGAAACGGGGCUAAUGCCCAACAAAGAAAUUAAACAAUGACUCGAUGCCUACAAACUCUAAGUAAAUCUUCACUAAGAAAGAACUUAAUAUUAUCAGGAGGGUCCUGGAAAGUUGACAGACCCAACUCAAGACAUGAACCCAAUUCAGCUAGUUUAUCCGCUACCAUGUUGCACUCACGAUGUACAUGAUGAAUAGAACAAACCUAGUUUUUGUUUAUAUAAUCCUGGCAUCCCCACAACAUAGUAGUAAGAGGAUGAAAGUCUUCCACAUUUUUGUUAAGCAGGUGUACCGCGAUCGCUGAGUCAGACUCAAGCACAACUGCACUGCAACCUAUAUUCCAAGCAAUUUUCAGUCCAAGAUAGAUGCCCCAUAACUCAGCUUCCAAGACUUGUCCUACACCAAGCUUGACAGCAAAGCCUCUCAUCCACUGCCCAGAACUAUCUCUGAGUACACCCCCAGCAGCAAUGUGUCCAUCCUCACCUUUUCUGCACCCAUCGGUAUUGAUUUUAAUCACUCCUUCAUUUGGAUAUUGCCAAGAGAGAGCAGUGAGAGAGCGGGCUAGCUCAGGACCGCAAAAUUUGUGGAAGAUGAAGAUCAAUAUGAGAAUAUAAUCUGAUGUUUAUUUAGUCAAAAGCUUCUAUCCGAGUGAGCCUAUAAAUCAGGAACUUAAAUGCGAAAACAAUGAAAUUAUGCUGCUCCUGAUCGGCCGACGAGAGCCACCCUUUGUGGGAUUUGAAGUUCUUGAAAGAGCCUAUGCAUGGGGUUAGAGUAGAAGAAGGAACAAGUCGAAGCGACCCAAGGUAGGAGAAGAAGGGCAGUCAGUAUCAGUGGACUCACUUCACCGCCCUCGUGUUUUUCUGGGUGGCUCAGAGUUGCUUAUAUCUGAUAUCUCAGUAUCAAGGGAAGUAGGCAUGCCAGACCUUUCACAGGAUAUCAUUGUAGACAUACUCUCUCGACUUCGUCUGAAGUCUGUGUGUCGAUUCAGGUGCGUGUCAAAGUCAUGGUUCAAUCUUACCACCGAACCCCACUUCAUCAACACCCAUCUCAACCGGCACCGGAAGAAGCAGAAAAUCAUUCUAAGUUCUAAUAAUUCCCUAUUCUCCUUGGACCCUGAAGCACCUAUAGAUGAUGAUAUGUUACCUUUGGAGAUUGAUUUUCCACUUAAGAACCAUCCCAACACUGAGUGGGUUCACAUGUUUGGUUCCUGUAAUGGUUUGGUCUGCAUCAUGCCUCAGCCAGAAGUCUUCUUUAUAUUCAAUCCUACCACUAGAGAGUCCUUGAGAGUACCAGAUUGCCCCAGGCCAAGUCAUAUUUGUCCUCCAGAACCACAAGAAGUAAUAUUUCAUCAUGCAUAUAGUUUUGGUUAUGCUCCUUCGAUCGAUGAUUACAAAUUUGUCAAGGUUGCUUAUGGAUGCAUGGUACUCAUUUUUUCAUUGAAAAGCAGUUCAUGGAAAAGGGUUCAAGACUUUCCUUACAGACAUUGUUUGGAGAAGUCAGGGACGACUCUCAAUGGAGCUGUCCACUGGUUAUGUAGACGCCUUGAAGUUGGAGGUACCUGUGUGAUUGCUGCUUUUGAUUUAGCACAGGAGAAGUUCUCAGACUUGCCCCCACCUGAAUCUGUCACAGAUUAUAAGAGAUUUACAACUGGUGUUUUGAGAGGGUGUCUUUGUUUACUACACCAGCACGAUAGGCGACACUCAUUUUGGAUUAUGAACAAGUACAGGGUGAAAGAGUCUUGGACUAUGAUUAUGAUAACCGACUCAUAUGCUUCUAUUUCUUUGAAGCCAUUAUGUUACUGGAAGGAUACCAAGAUACUACUGGCAAGGAGUUGGAAACAAUUACUUCUUUGCAAUCCAAAUGAUGGAACUUGCAAAAAUUUCUUGGGAAAUGGCCUUCCGGACAAAUUCUGUGCUGAUGUGUAUGUGGAAUGCCUUGUCUCUCCGAACUUAUGGUUCCGAAGGAACUCGCGGUUGCGUUUAGCCCGGAUUACAGUACUCUGCACAUUUCUACUUCUAGUGCACAUGAACUACUUGCUUCUUGUAACUGAGUUGAGCAAGUUUCUGACCAAAAAAAGCAACUGAGCUAGUGUAGGUCUUGUGGUUUAUGAAGUUGUUCCUUGACAUCCUUGUGUCUCUGACUUUCACUUAGUUUGAAUUAAUUUGUAGUUGUUGAGGUUCAAGAAUGACAGUGACUAUUAAGCAUAAUUCAGUAAGGAUUUUAUUUCAUUUGCUUUGGUUGCCAGGAAAUAGAAAAAGAGGCGCACACAAUUACUUUUGCUUCUCCAAAUUGCACUACGUUCUCUCCUCGACAUUUUUGCUCCUCAUGCACUGUAAUAAUGCAAGCAAAGUUCAAUUUCCUGGUGUAAGUAAACGAGCUAUGCAUUACUGAAAUGGAUCUUCUGCUUGCAAACGGCAACAUCAAGCUUUAUGAAUUGGACUUGUCUUCUUCAAAUGCAUGUGUGCAUUUCUGAAGUGGAUUUUAUAACUCGCUUGAGCUCCUAUUCUGCUGCGCAAAACUACUGCAAUUCUUGCUUUCAGGAUUUUGCAACGGAUGAAGCACUCAUGUGCCUGAGACGAAACCCCACGUCGCCAAAUUUGUUGAUUAAACUUGUUUACGUUACCUAAUAAUAUGUUGGUAUACAUGCUAAUGGGUUCAUCUGGGGUACAGAUUCGUGAGUAUUUGCAUAUGAUUAGACAUGUGAACUUGAUUAUCUAACUGCUACAAUAGAAUUUUAUGUUCUUAUUGUUGAGAAUUAUAUUUAUGUAAAACAUGGAGUUGUAUUCCAUAUAGAAUAAGGACUCUCGUGAGUCAUCUGUCAACAAUCUCUAUUCUCUUA